Molecule: messenger RNA, 743 nt
Organism: Elaeis guineensis (African oil palm)
Lineage: Eukaryota; Viridiplantae; Streptophyta; Magnoliopsida; Arecales; Arecaceae
Product: pathogenesis-related protein PRB1-3-like
Cellular component (GO): extracellular region
Source: RefSeq, a predicted model, not a curated record
UCCAAAGCGCAAAAAGCAAAAUAGAGAGGUAAAACCAUGAGCUCCUCAAACCUUCCAUUUGUUUUUGCCAUUGCGGUGUCUCUAGGCAUGAUCCACACCACCAUCGCCCAAAACUCCCCCGAAGACUUCGUGAGCCCCCAUAACUCCGCUCGGGCCGCCGUCGGUGUUGGCCCGGUGUCGUGGAACGACUCUGUGGCAGUCUAUGCCCAGGACUAUGCCAACCAGCGAACUGGCGACUGCCAGCUCGUCCACUCCAAUGGAUCCUACGGUGAGAACCUCUUCGGCGGCAGCGGGGCGGACUACACGGCGGCGGACGCUGUGAACUUGUGGGUGUCAGAGAAGCAGUACCAUGACUACAACAGCAAUACGUGCGCCGACGGACAGAUGUGCGGGCACUACACACAGGUGGUGUGGCGAGACUCGACCAGCAUCGGUUGCGCAAGGGUGGUCUGCGACAACGGCGGCAUCUUCAUCACCUGCAACUAUUACCCACCGGGUAAUUUUGUGGGGCAGCGUCCGUAUUGAAGAAUGGCGUCACUCUUAAGUGAAUACGUAGUUUCGUAUAGGCAAUAAAAUGUGAGCCAGGAUCAUGCAUCGUAGGCCCAAAGGAUAAAUGUUUGAGAUUUUAGACGGAAGAUGGUAAGAUGUUUGGUAAUCAAUGGUUUUGGAAUAAAAUGCUGGGUUCCACGCUUAUAAAAUGUUUAAACAGAAGGGAAAGUUCCAAAGUACUAUGUGAUGGUGUU